AUGGCAGUGGUACUCACAGUGCUGGUGUUAUUCGUAGCAGGUUUUGUUGCUGGAUUUAUAUUGUUGGUCAUGGGGGCGAUUAAUUUUGAUUUUUCCAACUCAGAAAUUCCUCCUGGAGUGAACCAGCCUGCAAAGCUCCGAAUCAUUCAUAUAAUUUUAAUAAGCACAGCUGUGGUGGGAAAGAUUUUGGAAAACAUUGGCAUCUGCAGCCAGGUGAGCUUUGUCCGGUACAUGCAAGGCAGAAAGACCCUGGGAGUGGACCCAAAGCUCUUCAUCAAAGAUCUGUGGUUUGAGAAAGUGCCUGUAAGGAUUUACCAGCCUAAGGCUCCAUCUGCCAGCCAAAGGAGAGGAGUUAUGUUUUUCCAUGGAGGAGGAUGGGUAUUUGGAAGCAUUGAGACCCACGAGAAGCUGUGUCGCUCUAUCGCCAGAGAAAGUGACUCUGUGGUUGUGUCUGUGGGGUACCGCCUGGCCCCUGAACACAAAUACCCCGCUGCGUACGACGACUGUCUGAGCGCCACCCAGCACUUCCUGCACCACCUGGAGCACUACGGCGUGGACCCUGCCCGUGUCACGGUCUGUGGGGACAGUGCUGGGGGCAACCUGGCAGCUGCUGUGAGCCAGACCCUUGCAGGAAGGUCAGACCUCCCCAAACUGCGUGCUCAGAUCCUGCUCUACCCAGCCCUCCAGGCCCUGGACUUCAAUUUACCCUCUUACCAACAGAAUCGGGGAGUCCCUUUGUUAUUCCGAGAACGUGCUGCUUUCUAUGUGUUACAGUACCUAAAUGGGGAUGCAACAAAUCUGGAAGAGGUCUUGGAAGGCUCCCACAUUCCUAUAGACGUUAAAUUAAACUAUCAAAAGUGGGUGAGUCCGGACAACAUCCCUGCGAAAUUUAAGCUCAGAGGCUACAAACCCCGUGUGCUACUUGACUGUACCACUGAAGUUUUUGAGAAGGUGAAGAGAUUCUGUGAGCCCAACCUGUGCCCUCUGCUGGCUGAAGACUCAGUAAUUCAGCAGCUGCCAGAGUCUUUCAUCCUGACCUGUGAGUACGACGUGCUGCGGGACGACGGCUUGUUGUACAAGAAGAGGCUGGAGGACAACGGCGUUCGGGUGACCUGGUACCACCUCGAGGAUGGGUUCCAUGGAGAUCAUCAACUCAUCACUUCAUAG
Molecule: messenger RNA, 1167 nt
Organism: Myiozetetes cayanensis
Lineage: Eukaryota; Metazoa; Chordata; Aves; Passeriformes; Tyrannidae
Product: arylacetamide deacetylase-like 4
Exons: 4
Coding region: 1-1167 (388 amino acids)
Cellular component (GO): membrane
Molecular function (GO): carboxylic ester hydrolase activity
Source: RefSeq, a predicted model, not a curated record